AUGGAAGAUCGUUUACAAGAAUUAAGAAUAGCUGGUGGUCUUAAACCUCUAGUUGAUAAAAAGAAUGGUAAAAAAGGUUCAAUGGUUGAAAUAUCUUUAGAAACACCAUCAAGUUCAAAAAUAUAUGAUUAUAAUGAAAAUAAAAAUGGUGAUAUUGAAUUAGAAAUAAAUGAUCAUCCAGAUCCGGUUGAAGAAUUUAUGCCAGAAUUUUAUCAAGAAGUUGGUUUAAUAAAAUCAUUAAUGACAUCAGUUAAAAAGAAUAUAAGAGCAAUCGAAGAUAAAUAUAUAUUAUCAUUAAAUUCAAUUAGUAUUGAAUCACAAAAUCAAAAAUAUGAGGAUGAUAUACAAUUAAUACUAGAAGUUACAAAUAGUUCAUUAUCUGAAUUAAAGAAUAAAUUGGAUACAAUGAAAAUAAGUAAUGAAAAAUAUUCAUAUUCAAAAUCAUCAACACCCACAGAAGUUCGUAUUAGAAAUAGUAUGUUAAAUACACUAACUCAAAAAUUCAUUGAAAUGAUGAGAGAGUAUCAAGAGAUUCAAAACAACUAUAAAAAUAAAUAUAAAGAAAAAAUCGAAAGACAAUAUAAAAUCGUUAAACCAGAAGCAACCUCUCAAGAAAUUAACGAUGCAAUUCAAUCAGGUGACUCUAAAAAGAUUUUCGAAGAGACUAUUCUCCAUACACAUUUACAUACUCAUGCUUUGAAUGCUUUAGAUUAUAUUCAAGAAAGACAUAACGAUAUUAUUAAAUUGGAACAAAGUAUUAAAGAAUUACAUCAAUUAUUUUUAGAUAUGGCUGUUUUGGUUCAUAAUCAAGGUGAGUUGUUAAAUGUUAUUGAAGAUAAUAUUAAUUCUGCUGUAUCCGAUACAAGAGAGGGUACACAAAAUUUACAAGAAGCUAAUAAGCUUCAUAAAAAAUCAAGAAAGAAAAUGUAUAUUCUUUUAAUUAUAGUUUCAAUUGUUUUGGUAAUAAUUUUAGUUCCAAUUUUAAGUACUCAAAUUAAUAAAUAA
Dictyostelium discoideum AX4 is the source of this 1005-nucleotide messenger RNA. RefSeq names its product t-SNARE family protein (gene syn1B). The record is from RefSeq and is a predicted model, not a curated record. Gene Ontology annotation, cellular component: membrane. Gene Ontology annotation, biological process: intracellular protein transport; vesicle-mediated transport. The transcript has a single exon. The coding region runs from base 1 to 1005 and encodes 334 amino acids. Gene Ontology annotation, molecular function: SNAP receptor activity. NCBI's taxonomy places the organism in Eukaryota, Evosea, Eumycetozoa, Dictyosteliales, Dictyosteliaceae.